CGAGCGACACAUGCUGUAGAUGUCUCCGAUUUGAUGAGUUCACACCAAGAGAUGCAAGCAUAUCAGGCCACUGCUUGGUGAUCUCAGCAAGCCUACCACUGAGAAAUCGGACUAGUUAACUUGCCGCCUACUGGAACCGUGUGAAAGCUGGGUGAGGACGGGACGGCACCAUCCUCCCGGUGUGGCAGGUUAGCGGCAUAUAUCACGAACUUGCCCAAAUUGCAAAUGUUCAGGUUCUCAAUCGUCAUCUGAAAGACCUCAACAUGCCGUCACGCGGAGGUGAUCGUGGCUACAAGGUGGUCUAUUCUAGUCGAGUACGGGAGAUCGAUGAUGCCGACGAUCACAUCACCCGUCAAAGGUCGAGCCGCGACAAUAAUUACAACGACGACUCUCGCAGCUCUCGCGAUGAUCGAACAGAGGUUGACAGAAGCAGUCGAGCAAGUGAUAGCCGGAGUGACCUUCAGGGUAACAGCAGCAAGACGACAUACAAAGUUGGUCGGAACAGAGACUCCAACGCCUACGUGAAAAGGCCCGAUGCUUCCAGUUCUUCUGUCACUUCCAUCACCGAGCGGCCAAUUGAUCGUGGGCGCUCAGAGUAUGAGGUCCUUCGGCCUCAAAAGAGAGACGACGGUGUCUACGUGGUGGACCUUGGUGCAUCGCCAGACUACGGUGACCGUGAUUCAAACGGCUAUGGCGCCCCACGUGGUUCACGAUAUUACGAUACUGAGACUCGAUCUAGACGAAACGAGGACGUUGUUUACGACACAUCACGCUCGGUUAGGGAUGAUCGAUCCGCCAGGAAUCUGACCUACAAGGACGUCCAGGUCACAGAAGAUGUUGAUGAAGAGACCAGCUACGGACGUCGUGGUCGAGGGUCAGAAGCCUACAACGAAACUGCACCUUCCAAGCGCCACCGAAGCGCGAUGAGGGGUAGGAACAAUUCUCCUCCGGAAUUUCACCAACGCCGGAGAGAGCAGAGCGUGGGCUUUUAUCGCGAUCAAAUCAGCCAUCACGACGCCAGCGAGAGCCGACAUGAAAAGCCAGGCGCGGAGGCACAUGUCGCCGGCCGAUACCUUGUCGAUCAUAGAGGAGAGUACGUCGAAAUCGACGAGGAAGAAUAUAGGAGCCGCCCUGGGAGACGAUAUGCCUCACAACAAAUGAGUGAUUCCCGGAUCAAUAAUCGAGAAGAACGCGAUGACGACAAACGGACUUACACUGGAGAAACGAUGCGCAGUUAUGAGUAUGAGGACGACCAACGCCGAAAGCCUUAUCCCCCGCAAAGAUCACGGUCCAGAAGGCGGCAGCGCCGUCACGAUGAUGAUGAUCGACGAAGUUAUUCUGAACAUGAAUAUGAGACUCGAAUGGUCCGGGAGGAGUACUACUGAUGCUUUACGAUUGUCACGACAUGUCAAUUCACUUUCACCAGACAAGCAAAGGCCUUCUUAGCCUUCGACGCUCUCUUUGCUACAUUCGACAUAUCUCGUUGCAUACAAUCAACAGCCUAUCUUACUU
Molecule: messenger RNA, 1512 nt
Organism: Exophiala viscosa
Lineage: Eukaryota; Fungi; Ascomycota; Eurotiomycetes; Chaetothyriales; Herpotrichiellaceae
Exons: 1
Coding region: 264-1385 (373 amino acids)
Source: RefSeq, a predicted model, not a curated record